AUGAAGUCACUUAUUGAAAGAACUAAAGAAAUUUCCAAUGUGCACCCAAUGUAUCGUGACCUCUCUCCUCGAAGGAAAUUUGGCCCAACCAUAUACAACAAGAACCCCUCACAAGAUCGCCUUAUUAAGGAGCUUCAUGGACGGUUUGGAAUAGAUAAACAGGAGACAUGCAAGACUCCAGAAGAUGAUUGGCUGACAGAGGGGGUGAUUAUAACAUCUAGACCUUCUAAAAACAUGCUGCCUUCAGAGCAGCAAAUUGAGAAGAUAAUUAUACCUCCAGAUUCUCCUCAGCUUAUGAGAAAAACCCUUUCUGUCAAUUCAUCUCCUCCUGGCACUGUACACAGAACCAGACUUGUGUCAAAAUCUACAUCCCCAGCACAACCCUCUGCUUGUGUACCUCCUCCACCUCCAUUACCCCCUCUCCAGUCCCCUGCUUUCAUUCCACAUUCCCCUCAACAAUUUCCUUCCUGGAAAGCAGCUGGUAAUGAUUAUCAAGAUCUGUCAAGGCCUCUUCCUCCUCCUCAUCACAAAGAACUUUCCACAACUAGGUUUUUGCCUCCAUCUCCUUUGAAAACCUUACCUCCGAACAAGUCCUUCGUCUCUGUUGGCUGUCAGACAGAUGAUACUCCCCUUUUUCCACCGAUCCAGGCAGGGAGUUUACUAAAUUUUACUAUUAAAAAAAAUCCAAGAGCAUACUUGAAUUUGGUUCUACCAGGCACUUUUGCUUUUGUGUGA
Molecule: messenger RNA, 735 nt
Organism: Xenopus laevis (African clawed frog)
Lineage: Eukaryota; Metazoa; Chordata; Amphibia; Anura; Pipidae
Exons: 2
Coding region: 1-735 (244 amino acids)
Source: RefSeq, a predicted model, not a curated record